AACCCCUGCUAGCCUCUCUUUUGAUCUGCAAACCAAACAGUUAACAAUGGAGUCGGGAACGGGAAAACAAGAACGGAGAAACGCGGCGGACACCCACAAGAUGAGUCCGGAGGAAGUGAAGAGGGCCGGAGUGGAAGAGUCGAAGCGGCCGCCCGGCCACAACCCCGGCACCGUUCUCCACCAGAGACGCCAGCUUCCCUUCAGCCUCACCACCAUCGCCAUCGCCGGCGUCGCCAUCUCCGGUGCCGUUUGGUACUUCACUUUGUAUGCCAAGAAAAAGCCGGAAGCUAGCGCCGCCGAUGUUGCCAAAGUCGCCGCCGGAGGCGGUGGACCGGAAAGUACUCACCCCCGGAAGUAGUUUUGUUCCAUUGUUACAUACAGUAGCGAUGGCUAGUUCGUUAUCUUCCAUUUUGUUUCAAUCGUUAUUGCUUAUCAAUACUAUAACACAUCAACAAAGUUUAGAAGGACUGGAAUUAUGGUUUUAAUUGAGCCCAGAAAUAACAGGCUCUCUGCAUCCGGUUGU
Messenger RNA from Ipomoea triloba (trilobed morning glory), 523 nucleotides. RefSeq lists its product as uncharacterized. Bases 47 to 358 code for a protein of 103 amino acids. The transcript has a single exon. Lineage: Eukaryota; Viridiplantae; Streptophyta; Magnoliopsida; Solanales; Convolvulaceae. The record is from RefSeq and is a predicted model, not a curated record.